CAUUGAUGGCGCAGGGAACUCUGGGAAUUGUAGGACAUUGCCCGCUUUGUCAGCUCGGCGCUUGACAAAAAAAACACUAGAUUUGUGUUAUUGUAGCUCGAUUUUGAUAUCUUAUAACAACACUGUUUUUCGACAACAAGUGACAUGUGUACCGUAUUUAAACUCCUUCCCAAAAUGCUUGAUAGCCGCUGGUUAUCUGAGGGUUUGCUUGUUUUAAUACCCGGCGUACACCGACGUUUGGAGACAAGUUUUCGCUUUUACUAACCCUCGCUUUAAUGUUACCGGGAUGCCCCGGUGUCAAUAUCUAGUCUAUCAGCUGCUCGGUUAGCUUUUAGCACCGUGACUUCUGUAUUUGUCAUAACCUGUGACAUAUAUACCUGUGUCGCGCUAUUUAGGUUGUAGAGAAUAUUUAAUUACUGUCGCAUAAAACAGGUUAUUGACAUUCCUCGCUUUUGAAGCAUGUAGAUAAGUUAGUAAUUGUAUACAGCUGACCUUGGAUGUAUAGAAGUAGCCUAAUAUUAACCACCUAGCAUUAAUGCUAGCUUUCUUCGUCGGUUAACUUUUAUUAUUCUAAUUUUCACUUCUGUUGAAGAUGGGGGAUGAAGCCUACUCGGACAUUAGUGGCAAAACAAUAUCUCUGGAGUGUCAAAAUCACUCUAGCUUUUGCAGGGAGUUCACUGUCAGCUCCCCUAAAAUGUCCAUCGGUAAGGUGAUGGUGUACACCUGCUGUGUGUGGCUGGCUGCAUAUACUGUGUUCUUCUUCACUCAAAACACCGCCGUGCUGUCCAGUGCCAUCCUGGUCACCCUGGUUGGAAUGAUGCUCCACAUCCACUUUGUGAAGGUGGAUCAUGAGUCGGUGCUCCUCAUCGGCACCGUGGGCAUCCAGGUGUCCUCCAGUUACGCCUCUGGGCGAGAAACGAGCACUUUCAUCGAAAUGAGCCAAGUCAAGGACAUCGCCAUCAACGAAGCUAUUUACUUGCAUCAAAUCAUCUAUUACCUCUGCAUACUUCUGAAGGACCCUUCAGCUUCUGAUGGAGUGUCACGUAUUGUUCCCUUGUUUCAGAGCUCAAAGCCAAGGUUGAACUGUUUGACUAAAGUUUACAAAAGCUGUCAGGAGAUUCUCUCCAAGUGCUGACAACAGUCAACGCCAGGUCAUGAUUUUAUACAUUAUUUGCUUAUUUUAUAGAGGAUUUUCUCUUGUGUUUUCCCCUUUCCCAAAGUGCAUGAAUACACUCACACAAUAUUAAAGGGUCUGUUUGCAAUUUGCUCGAAGUUACAUAUUUCAAACCAAAAACUAUAUAAAGGAAUCCACAUGCUAGCUUUUGUUAUUCAAUAAAUGGUUUAACAGAACACACACACAAACACGUAUAUACAUUUACAGUACAGGCCAAAGGUUUGGCCACACCUUCUCAUUCAAUGCGUUUUCUUUAUUUUCAUGACUAUUUACAUUGUAGAUUGUCACUGAAGGCAUCAAAACUAUGAAUGAACACAUGUGGAGUUAUGUACUUAACAAAAAACGGUGAAAUAACUGAAAACAUGUUUUUAUAUUCUGGUUUCUUCAAAAUAGCCACCCUUUGCUCUGAUUACUGCUUUGCACACUUUUAGCAUUCUCUCGAUGAGCUUUAAGAGGUAGUCACCUGAAAUGGUUUUCACUUCACAGGUGUGCUUAAAGCUCAUCAAGAGAAUGCCAAGAGUGUGCAAAGCAGUAAACCAUCCGCUCGGGAUGGUUUCCUGCUGGCCCCACUAUUGACUGGACUCUCACUAUUGUGUUAGAUCCACUAUGGACUGGACUUUCACUAAUAUGUUAGAUCCCACAUAUGCGGUCCUCUCCAAGGUUUCUCAUAGUCAUUCACAUCGACGUCCCACUGGGGUGAGUUUUUCUUUGCCCUUAUGUGGGCUCUGUACCGAGGAUGUCGUUGUGGCUUGUGCAGCCCUUUGAGACACUUGUGAUUUAGGGCUAUAUAAAUAAACAUUGAUUGAUUGAUCAAUGUUUUGACUGGACUUUCACAAUAUUAUGUCAGACCCACUCGACAUCCAUUGCUUUCGGUCUCCCCUAGAGGGGGCGGGGGGGUUACCCACAUAUGCGGUCCUCUCCAAGGUUUCUCAUAGUCAUUCACAUCGACGUCCUGCUGGGGUGAGUUUUCCUUGCCCUUAUGUGGGCUCUGUACCGCGGAUGUCGUUGUGGCUUGUGCAGCCCUUUGAGACACUUGUGAUUUAGGGCUAUAUAAAUAAACAUUGAUUGAUAAUCGAUUGAGUAAUCAGAGCAAAGGGUGGCUGUUUUGAAGAAACUAGAAUAUAAAACAUGUUUUCAGUUAUUUCACCUUUUUUUGUUAAGUACAUAACUCCUUGGCGUUUAUGCUUGUUACUCACCACUGUCUUGUACGUGCAGGAAGUGCGAGCACGCAUUACUCACAGGCAUUGUUAUGUCAUUACGUGCUGAAAGCCAUAAGAGAGCGGGAUAUAAUGCUUACAACACUUUAGAAAGUUUGCGCUCUCUAGACAUCUGCAUAAAAGUUGCAAACAGCCACCUGCAAGAGCUGUGUUAUAAUUUGGCCUUUGUAAAGAUAAUAAUGUAGCAUGUGCACAAUAAUAGUGUCAUUUAUUGUUAGGAUAUAAUUUAAUUGUUUAAUAGUUGCUUUAGACUAUAAAGAAAAGUUAAACAUGACAAGUUUGCCUGUAUUGUCAUUUAUUGUUAUAAUAUAAUUUAAUUGUUUAACAUGACAAGUUUGCCUAUAAUGUCAUUUAUUGUUAUAAUAUAAUUUAAUUGUUUUUAACAUGACAAGUUUGCCUAUUUCAAUUGUAAUACACUAACAUUACAAAUGUAAUGCCAAACAAUAUUAAUUGCCUUUUAUAUAUUAGUGUAAAUAUAUUUGAUAUAUUGUUUUGUAUUUUCCAUAUGUUUUCCCAAAAUUGCAUAUUAAAAUGUGAAA
This is a messenger RNA of Entelurus aequoreus (snake pipefish), 2930 nucleotides long. RefSeq names its product phosphatidylinositol glycan anchor biosynthesis, class H (gene pigh). The record is from RefSeq and is a predicted model, not a curated record. Gene Ontology annotation, cellular component: glycosylphosphatidylinositol-N-acetylglucosaminyltransferase (GPI-GnT) complex. NCBI's taxonomy places the organism in Eukaryota, Metazoa, Chordata, Actinopteri, Syngnathiformes, Syngnathidae. The transcript has 4 exons. The coding region runs from base 593 to 1135 and encodes 180 amino acids. Gene Ontology annotation, biological process: GPI anchor biosynthetic process.